Molecule: messenger RNA, 3003 nt
Organism: Amoebophrya sp. A120
Lineage: Eukaryota; Dinophyceae; Syndiniales; Amoebophryaceae
Source: the annotation of a GenBank genome assembly
GUCUUUCGUUACCUCCCUAGGAAGUCGAUGUCGAAGUGGAAGAAUUAUGUGGUGUAUUUUUGGAGGUCAUCGACGCACGAUGUUGCCAACAAAAAGCUGCGGCAUCGGCAAGGCCUCGCUGCAUGCUUUUCACUCAUUUAGCCCGCAGCCUAGCUUUGGUUGAUUUGUUCUCCUUGCGGCGCAAGUCAAAGUGAGUUGUUUCUCUUUUUGGAUAGAAGAUGCGUCAGAACAGAAACAAGCCAAAAGAAACAACUCGUCAUCUCCGCCCUAACCAUGUUAGGACCCAUGCUGGUAGUUCCAGAGCAUCAUCAUCUUCAUGACCCACUGUGCUACGACCACCAUCACACCAACAACCGUCGUCCCUACUCGGUCACCUCGUUCAUUGCCACCGGACUAAACCCGCGUCCUCCCUUCGGCUUUUACGAUACACUCCCCGGGGGCGACACCGGUUCCGACCGCGGGAUUUUCCCGCCCGCGAACACGCAAGGCGCUUUUCAGGACGACAUCGUGGACGAUGGGGCCGGAAACGACGGGCCGCCGGCCCAGCCGCCGAAACCGGCCACCACGCCCAAAAGCGAAGGCCCCCUGCAAGAAGCGGACACUAACUUGGGGCAGGCCCGGAAAACGAUGGAGCGGCUCAAGUUCACCAUGCCGACCCGGGGGCCCGCACCCGGCGCGGGGAAAACGAUCACGCAGCCCAACGAUAAGUUGAAUUUGCUAACGUGGCACAAGGACAUCAUCACAGACAGCUGCGAUCCGCUGGUCAUGUGGAAGGUAAGUACUUACGUACAUCAUCAAGGAGGAGAGAGGAAGCAGCGGGUCCUCGUGUUUGUCAUAAUAUGUAGAGAGGUCACCGAACGGUUCUAGCCGGGGAGUUUUUUUGCCAUCUACCCUGAAAAACGACCGGCAGUUUUCAAGCGGCCGGAAGUGUUUUUGCACAUAAAAAAUUUGCAAUUAUCAAGCGGGCGGGGCGUUGCCGUCAAACAAGCCCGGUCGAAAGCUAUCGAUUCGCACUCGAUAAAACGACGCAGGGGAGCCGGCAAAAGGGGCGCCCUUCUGAGGCGCCCGCCGCCUUAGUUUCUGGCGAUUUGGGGCGCCCAAAAAGAGGCGCGCAAAAAACGCGCCCAAAAUCAGAACAGCGAAACAGCAUGGCACGGCCGCGAUUUCGGAGCAUUUUGGGCGGCCGCGAAGGCGGCCGCCUUUUCGCCGGUUUCAGAGCCUGGGAAGCUUUGCAAAAGGCGCCGGCGUGAAAAAUAAAAACGCGAAAAAGAAAAAGCGCCCCAGACGCGCAAAGCCAAUCCGCAUGCUAUGGGCCCGAUUUCCCUUCGCUUUUUGGGCGCCCCCCGUGGCACCCGGAUCGGCCCCAUAGCAUGGGGGCUGGCCUUCGGAAAGGAAUUUCGGGAAUUUGCCAAAAUUUGCGAUGUUUAUCAAGCGGCCGCCAUACCGUGCGGCCUAACGUUACUCGCGGCGGUAUCGCGAGCCCAGAAAAAGCAAAGCCGCGGCCAAGGCGAUAACCGGCAAGAAAACGCCCACGACCUCACUACCUCCGCCCCGGCGGCUAUAUUUGGUAUGUUAUUUGUAUGUGGUUGUGGUUCCUAGUCCUUGACCUUGUCGUGUGUUCGCCUGGUGGCAAAUUAAUGGAAAAGUUGAAGCUCUUGCUAUUGUUUUUUUCUACUUCCUGCACCUGUUUCGUGCCCCCAACUACGUAAAGGGAACCAUAACCACCAAAUAAACUCGACUACCCUACCAGGUUCGCAAGGCCAUUGUCGGUUUGAAGUGGCACUUGAUCUCGAUGCGCGACCCGACCGCGUUACCGUCGAAAGCGGGCAAGCAAUACUUCUCCGACAAGAUUGUCAAUCAACUGACCGACAUGGAGCGGAGGGUGAUGUCUUGGGGGUACAGUUACGACCCCUACCCCAUCCCGAAGUGUGCCCGCGACGGGUACUGGAACGGUUUGCAGAACGAAGUCCGGAACUUGCGGGAACUGUUGCUGCAGCAGUUUGCGUACGCGAUCCAGUCGAAGCAAGAGAAACCGGAGACCGACGUGAUGAAGUCCUACCAGCGGUUUCUGUUUGAAAACUUCGUUUCCCAAAUGAAGGGCGGGGUUAACGAAGACAGCAAUUACUUGAACAACAGCAUGCAGGGUGGGGUGGGAAGCACGGCAGGGAAAAAUAAGACGAAUGUCGUCACCGACACCGGGAAGGCGAUCAUGCGAGGCAUGUCCUUCGAACCGGCCUACACGCUGUCUACCGGCUUUUUCGGCGGGAACUCGAAGCCGGUUUUGCUCCCGGACGGCCAGCCCGCCUAUUUGCCCGGACCGCGCGCCAGGCCGAAGGCGGUCAAGUAUGAGGAUAAUGAGAAUGGGUAUGUCACGUUGGAUAUGAAAUUUGGGAAAAGUUCGUAGUUUCGUUGUUGUACUAAUGUCCAGAUGGGCUGCAACUGCAUCUGCAAGAAAUGAGGCAUGAAUCUCCUCUGAAAACUCAAACUACAUCAAGAGAAUAUACGUAGUACUAGAAGUCAGCUAGUAGCGCAGACCUACCCGCCAGCUCCUCGUAGCUCUUGCUCUUCAGCAGUAGCAGGGUAUAAUAUGCGAUCGUACAAGUACAACUUUAACUUUUGCAGUGCAUAUGAAACGAUAUCAACACAAUUAUGCGGUACCUAGAGGAUUUGUGGGACACGGUGCAUGCGGUGCCGAGACACGGAGAACUGGCACUGCAAGGACCGUCAAUGUUCGCCUCUAACAUGCUUACUUCCGCAGCGAACUCGGUCGGGCAGGUGGUCAAAAACGCUUUCGGCUUGAAGGGCAUUCCGCCGGCGUCCAGCGUAAUAACGCUGAAACAGGGAACGAAGGUGAAAUCCAAUGGGGCGCUGAAAAGAUUUGCGAACUUUUUCAUGUGAUGAAAGAUGAAAGACUUGGAAGCCGGAGGAAGUGGUGAGGUGACAGCUGCGCACCUUCAAUAUGACAUGGUUUUUGUUUUGAACACCGAGCUGACGAGGAUUGAU